CGAAGGAGGGUUUAAAACCCUUUUGUCCUUCGUGACGAGCCGUAGCGGUGGGCGGAGUGACAUGGCAGCCAAGGUGCUGGCGCUGGCGGCGGUUCCGGGGGCGCUGGGGCUCGCGGCCCUGCGGGUGCGCGCGGCGGGGGACCCGCUGGAGAAGGAGAGGCUCGUGUCCCCGAAGCAGAUGUCCGUCUACGCCCCGCCCGCACAGAAGCUGCAGUUCGUGGAGGAGCAGCCAGGACGCCUGCAGACGGGACUGGCGGGGGCCAGGGAGGGGCUGCGGCCCUACGUCCGCUCCGUCAAGGGUGCCUGUUCUUCAGUCAAAACAGGAGUGAUAAACGUCGUCGACUUUGUGCAAGACACCUACAUCUACCUGAGAGACCCGCCCCCAGGGUUUCUGCCCCGGGUCAGCCUCAUGACUGUGUCAGGAUUGGCCGGCCUGGUCUUGGCAAGGAAAGGGUCCCGUUUCAAGAAGCUGGUGUUCCCCGCGGGCCUGGUGGCAGCGGGGGCGGCUGUGUGCUACCCAGCGCAGGCAGUGGCCUUUCUGAAGGUGACGGGCAAGAAGGCGUAUGCGGCAAGCCAGUGGACCAGCGGUGCUGCCAGUUCGCUAUGGAAACGGAGCGCAGCCAAACCGGCGGGCCCAGAGCGGUCGGCCUCGGCAAAAGAAGAACCCAGCCCUGCGCCUGUCCCUGGUCCUGAGCCAGAGGCUGCCCAGCAGUCGCCCCUUGCUGACGCCCCCCUUGUGGCUGAGGGCGUGGCCUCUGAAGCCCCUCCUCCCACCCCUCUAACACAGCCCCGCCCCCUCACCGCUGACCCAGCCUCUCCUGAGCCCCUGGCCAGUGACCCUCCAAAGCACCUGGAGUCUUCCUCGGCCCCAGAGGUCCUGCCCAGUGAUUCCGGCUUGGUGACACCUGUAGCUGACGCACCCACAGAUGCCCCGGUGAAAGCGCGGUUCACCCCUGACCCCAGGCUGGCGGAUCACGGCCAGGCCAGCCCUGAAGACGCAGACCUGUACAGCACGCGCAGCUGAGCGGGAGGGAACCUCACCCCCCCCGUCUGCUCUCGACUGUCCCCCAUCGGUACUCGGACACCAGGCGGGGCUGCCGGUCCGGACUCCUGCCCGACCGCUGUCAGGGCCGAAAAACACAUCUUAUUUAAGAGCUGCAGUACAUACAAAUUAAAGAUUACAUGGCAUUAAUGUUUGCAGGUUCUGGUAAUAAAAAUCUAAACCUUCCCCCCACCCCGACCAGGCAACAUCACAUUUGUUAUUGAUUCUAUGCAGACUUAGACUAUGGAGGUGAUGUGCCUUUGCCAGAAACCCCUUAAUUUACAAGCGAUAUCCCCCCCCCCGAGACUGUGCCUUUGCUGCAUCACUUCCAUGUGCAAAUUUAAAUCAGAAGGAUGUGCAACAGUACCAGCAAGGGAGGCCGAUUGGAUCUGCAGGCGCAGAAAGGCGUGUCCUGGACCCCUGUGCCUGGAGGGGGGGCGCCAGCGAGGCAGCCUCCCCAGCCGCCAGCCCGUCGCUCGGGGUGCGCCGGAGUUUGCGGAUCACUCGGCGCCGAAGGGUGCUGACGGGUGGGCGUGUCGCAGGAGCUUGCCUGAGAUAGUGGGGGCUCUGCUGCUGGGGGGUCAAGCUGUUAAACAGUCAGCAGGCACUUGCAUUUGUUUUCCCCACACUUGAGUCAUCCCCCCCUCCCCCCGGUGUAGAGCCUAGACCUACAAAUAUUCGCAGAAUUUUGUCCACCUCUCAUUUUGUUAUGCUAGAUUUUUAGCUUGUGUAUGUGUGUGGGUAGACACCGUGCGGGGAAGAUGAAUGCGCACGUGAUUAAAUUUGCACACAUCGAUACAGAACCCAGGAGGAAGAAGUGGACUAGGUUUGCAGUCUGCCAGGACUGCCUGUGGGUAUUUUUGAUAUGACUGCAUUCCAGUGGAAUAAAAAAAAAAAAUACUCGUAACGUAGUUAUUCUUUUCCUUGUUUCACCUCUGGUGCUGUCUGCAGGUGUCAGGGCUUCUUCCUGUUCUCCUGUCUGCAGGUUUCCAGACUUCCUGUUCCGGUUGGAUCUCAUGCGGAUCUUUCUUAUCCUUAUCCUUUAAUUGGGGAUCAAAGCCGGCGUUUCAGCUUCUCAAAUGCACUAGAUCCAGCACUUCAAAUGAUUACAGGUGUUGUGCUCCCCUGUGAUCGCUUUCAUUGCAAAUUCUCAUUUUGUUUUUCUAGCCUAGCAGCAUAACCAUAAAAUAGAAAGCAUAACCAUUUGCAGAGUCCUCAUCCAAUAAAUCUUGAAAUCCAGGAUCUAGUUAAUUUGCUGAGUUUUUUGCCUGUCAUGAGUAUUGUGUGUGUCUGCGAAUAUAUAUAUAUUUUCCUGAAGACUGCUCUGUAGUUGUGCUGUGCAGCAGUACUGCAUAACAGCUGUACUGGGGAUGUAGCAAUUGUAAUGUAACAAGGAAGGAGUUCUGGAAACAAGAUAAAAAGUCCAUUGGAAAGUCCCUGCAUAUGAUCAAUUUCUAGAUCUCGAUAAUAAAUAUGAAACUUUAA
Molecule: messenger RNA, 2527 nt
Organism: Lepisosteus oculatus (spotted gar)
Lineage: Eukaryota; Metazoa; Chordata; Actinopteri; Semionotiformes; Lepisosteidae
Gene: apool
Product: apolipoprotein O-like
Biological process (GO): cristae formation
Cellular component (GO): MICOS complex
Source: RefSeq, a predicted model, not a curated record